Molecule: messenger RNA, 4813 nt
Organism: Strigops habroptila (Kakapo)
Lineage: Eukaryota; Metazoa; Chordata; Aves; Psittaciformes; Psittacidae
Gene: SLC12A8
Product: solute carrier family 12 member 8
Exons: 14
Coding region: 726-2921 (731 amino acids)
Biological process (GO): potassium ion homeostasis; chloride transmembrane transport; cell volume homeostasis
Cellular component (GO): membrane
Molecular function (GO): potassium:chloride symporter activity
Source: RefSeq, a predicted model, not a curated record
UUUAAAUUAUGCAGUAGAAAUAGGAAAUCAAAACUGACAGUUUCUGCUUAUUGAUUUCAUGAUUGAGAUUGUCAAAUAGUAAAGUGAUACUGAAAAUAAUUCAAUAUUUUGGUGUUUAGAAGAAUUGCCAGAACCUACAUUUUGUGUUGAGUGAGAAAAAUAGUCCAUUAGAUUAGAUUUAUUUCUGUGAUAGGAGAAGGAAACAGUUUCUGUAAAAAUGACUCAUUAUUCAGAGGGCAGAAAAAAAUUUUCUCUCUCUCUCUGAAAUUAGUAUUUUUCUUACACUGCACAGGAGAAACUAUUUUGUAGUUCCAGGACAGGCAGCAGUGUAUGGAAGUAGAGAGAUUUGGAGGUGGGUUGGUUUAGGGAGGUAGUCUGGAAGAGUGUCCAAUUAGUUGUUUAUUUUUUGCAUAGUACUUGCCAAAUCAAUGGAAGAUAGUUUCCUACAGAAUAUUGUUUGCUUUUUUGUCUGCUUUAGUUUUCAAGAUACGGAGUUUAAAGAAGAGAGCUUUACCAAUGGAACAGGGGGUUAAAAUGGAGUCCACAUGUCCUGUCAGAAGCCAGCAGCCCUGCCCUGGUCAUUCAGUAAAGUGCAAUAAAACAUGAAUCUUCUACAACGGAGGAUCCAGCACCGCAGGAAUUUGCCUGAGGAGAAUAGCUGACCACCUCCUUGGACCAGCCUCCAAGCUGCGAGUCGGGCAGGCCGAGGCAACAUAAAGGUUACAAUGUUCAGCCUGAAUGGUGCCAGAAGUGAGGGAUAUGUCCAAGAGUUGUUCCAUGAGGAAGCACAUCAGGUCUCUCAAACGCAGACCAAGCCCUGGUGGAAGAUCCAGCUCUUUGUGUGGGAGCCAGUGCUUUUUGGAACAUGGGAUGGAGUCUUCACUUCCUGCAUGAUCAACAUUUUUGGAGUGGUUCUUUUCCUGAGGACAGGAUGGCUUGUGGGAAACACUGGCAUUGUAAUGGGCAUGUUUCUGGUGUCCUUUGUCAUCCUGGUUGCUCUGGUGACAGUCUUAUCUGGAAUUGGGGUGUGUGAGAAGUGCAGCGUCGGAAGUGGAGGGGUCUACUCCAUGAUUUCUACUGUCCUUGGCGGUCAAGUAGGGGGCACCAUUGGCCUCCUUUAUAUUUUCGGCCAGUGCGUUGCAGGUGCCAUGUACAUCACUGGCUUUGCAGAGUCCAUUGCAGAUGUCCUGAGCCUCAGCAACAUCUGGGCAGUGCGUGGGAUCUCCCUGGCUGUCUUGCUGGGCCUGCUGGGGAUCAACCUGGCUGGGGUGAAGUGGAUCAUCAGGCUCCAGCUCCUGCUGCUCUUCCUGCUGGCUGUCUCAACGCUGGACUUUGUCAUCGGGUCCUUUACACACCUUGAUCCAGAACAUGGCUUCGUCGGCUACUCUGAAGAGCUUAUGUUCAACAACACGAUGCCAGACUACAGCCAGGGGGAGUCCUUCUUCACUGUGUUUGGAGUGUUUUUCCCAGCUGCCACAGGUGUGAUGGCUGGGUUCAACAUGAGCGGAGAUCUCCAGAAGCCUGCUACCAACAUCCCCCUGGGGUCUCUGGCUGCUAUUGGCACCUCGUGGUUUCUGUACAUGGUCUUUGUUUUUUUGCUGGGAGCCAUUUGUACCCGUCAGUCGCUCCGCUAUGACUUCAUGAUAGCAGAGAAGGUAUCCUUGGUGGGUUUCUUAUUUCUACUAGGGCUGUACAUCUCAUCCCUGGCCUCCUGCAUGGGAGGGCUGUAUGGAGCACCCAGGAUCCUGCAGUGCAUUGCCCAGGAGAACGUGAUCCCCAGGCUUGCUUUCCUUGGACAUGGGAAAGGACCCAACAAGACUCCAGUGGCUGCAAUUUGCUUGACAAGUCUCAUCACCAUGGCUUUCAUCUUCAUUGGGCAAGUGAACGUUCUUGCUCCUAUUGUCACCAUUAACUUCAUGUUGACAUAUAUUGCUGUAGACUAUUCCUAUUUCUCAAUCUCCUUGAGCUACAACGUUCAGCAGAAACCUGACAAGACCCAGGUGGAAAACGCUAGACCUCCUCACUCUUCCCAGCCUUUAAUUUUCAACAAGCCCUCCAGCCAUGCAGCAGAUGGAGUAAUUCAAAGCAGAUCAAAUGGCACCUUGCUGGAAUUCUCAAAAGACAUGGACCAGCUUUUUAAACCAUUUCGUAGCAAGCCAGGUGCUUGCAAAAAUGAAGAAGCCAAGAAUUUAACCCAGAAGGUCAAACAACAGAAGGCAAAGAAGCCAGCCAAGCAGACAUUACAAGACAGCUUUCUGCUGGAUCUCCAUCACGAUACUCCCUCAGCUCAGUAUGGCUGGGAUGAGACCACAGAGCCCCACAAUGACACCUGUGAGGUCCUGGCUAAGCAAGGCUGUUGGCAUGAUGCAGGUCCAUGCUCAUCAUCCCCUGUGGAUGACCAGUGGACACCCAGGCUGCUGGAGCAGAGAGAGCAGCUCUGCAGCGAGGCGCCAGCGUUCCCCGGCCAGAGAGGAGUAGAAUCAUCUAUAAAGCAACAAAAUCCAGAGCUGGGAAUUCAGCAGAUACCAAAAUCCUUGUACUCUAGAUUCUGCAAUCAUUGGGUUUCCUUUGCUGGUGCAAUCAUGUCCCUCAUCAUAAUGUUUGUGAUUCAGUGGAUCUACACCCUUGUCAGCCUGGGUGCUGCAGUUAUUGUGUAUUUCUACAUUGGCCAAGUGAGCCCAGGACUCCCUCUUGGAGCAGCAGCGAAUUUCAGCUUCUUUGGCUGGAUUAAGUCGGUUUUGAUCACCUUGUGCAGGAGAAGGCCAUCUCCCAAGGAGCAGAUCGUGGUGACACCAUCCUUUGCAACACUUGGCAUGGAGACCACACAGCUCACCGAGGAGAAUGCAGACUUCGCCUCGCGGGACCGCUAUCACCAGUCCUCACUUUUCAGCAGAGAGGAGUUUGGGAAUCGAUUCCAGUAAAGGACACAAAAAUCAAGCCCUCAUUUCAAAAAGCAUUUAGAAAUGCUAAUGGCUACCACAGUGCCAUGUGAAAUACUUGAAUAUAUAUGAAAAGGAUGUGAAUAGUUAUUUAUAUAUUCAAGGCUUGUUUGUUUAUGCAAACUACAACAUUGAUGGGUUUCAAAUCUUACCCAAAAUGGGGAAAAAAAUGCAAAUGAAAGGGCCAGUCCAGGGAAGUGAUGAGUUACUGAGGACAAUAUAAUCCUUUUAAAGAAUUCAAUUAUAAGUGCUAUUGAGCUCUAAAGACCAUUGCCACUAUAAAAGCGUGCAACACCCCAUUUCAAAUGUCCUCUGGGUGACCAAGGACACUUUGUGCCUGAGAGUGGUGACCUCACCAGCAGGAGCCAGUGCCCCAUACCCAGCUGUGACAUGGAUGGAUGCAGCCUUCCAGGUCAAUUCACUUCUCCUCUCAGCAUGAAUCUGCCUGCUUGUAAUACAGUAAUUUUCUACCUCAGCAUUUUAAUAACCAAGGUCUUAGAAAGUACUUUAAGGCAUUAGACAAUAGGCCAGAAUCAGUGGCAAGUGCAAGAAGAUUAUGAAAUACAUUCACAAUUGGAAUCGCACAUUUAAAUGCAGUAACGCAGUGUAAUGACCUCUACUGUAAAACUGUGAAAUGAUGUCUUAGCAGCUGUUCAUAGUGAUUUCCCGCAUUCUUUCUGAUGUAAUACCUGGGACCUGACAACAUAGCUGAGUCCAAAUAGAAUGUCUCCUGGCUGAAGGAAUAGAUGGUUCAGAAGUGCCUUAGCAAAAUACAUUUACCCUCAUCUUUACUUAAAGCCCAUCCCAUAGUGAGCCCCUGCAAGGAGCCAUUCCUCCCGCUGGCGUGAUUUGUGAUUUGCAGAGAUUCAUAAGGGGAUGCUGCAGGAUUUCCUGUGCAGACCUUAGGGUUGGUGAGCAGUGGCUGUGGGGCGAGGUCUAACAUGGACACCCCCAUCACUGUCACUUCUGCUUCCCAGGGAAAAAUCCGUCUGUUGAGUGCUGUCUUGCCUGCAGGCAGCAGUCUUGGCAGAAACUUGUAGAGGUGCGAGGGAGGGAUCUGGAUUGAGGCAAGCCACAGCACCACAAAUCAGUUCUGAUGCUACCAGGAGGGGGAAAUCACUGCCUUUCCCUUCCUUUCAUCUCUAAUUGUUUCAGCCUUUAGAUUAUUUAUUUCUCCUUCUGUGCAAUAAAAACCUGAGACACGAGGAACUCCUCUCCAUGCUUGCUGUGAUGACACUCGAUGCCUUUGAGCACCGUUCUGCUUGCCAGCACUCGGCACCCUGGUGUUACCAGCCAUGGGGGACCCUCUCCUUCCCAUCUUGUGGUCUGGCCAGCUGCAGCUUUGGCUCUUCCUCUUUUCUUACAGAGGGAGGCAAAGGAGACUUUCUGAUAAGAUGAAGAAUAGAGCAAUCCUUGUGCACUGCAGAAAGCAUAUCCAUUUUUUCAAGGUUGUAGGUCUUUUACUAAGUGUUUUUAACCUUAAUUAUUUCAGUAGAGGCAAGAGGGAAGUUAUGCUGAGUGGCCACCUAAGCCACUUCAAGUCAGUCAUUCUGUGUUGGAAACACUCCUUCCAGGGUUCUUUCUUUCCAUUGCCUUUUGCCUUUGGUUUCCAAAGACUCUGGAUCUUGUGGGGAUGUGGCUUGAUGCUAAAGCUUCCCCUGGGUUCUCUGGGAGCAGUGGCUCCAGAGUCCUCCCUGUGCUUGUAGCAUCCUCAACCUUGGCAGCUACUGCUGUCAUGCAAACUUCAAACACUCCUUUGUGCUGAUCCACUGCUGGCAAGCUUCACGGUGCUGUGUUAUCCCCUGUUACAGUGUGAUACACAACCAUAAUGCCAUUACUGUAAAAUCUUGUAUUUCAUGAAGUCCUGUCACAUC